Molecule: messenger RNA, 300 nt
Organism: Phytophthora nicotianae INRA-310
Lineage: Eukaryota; Oomycota; Peronosporomycetes; Peronosporales; Peronosporaceae
Exons: 1
Coding region: 1-300 (99 amino acids)
Source: RefSeq, a predicted model, not a curated record
AUGAAGUUGAAAACAGUUGUGCAAGCCAUUCUGGCUGAGUUUCGGUACCUACUUGAUACUGCUGAUCUUGAUCUCGAGUCUGGAGUAUCGAUUCCUAUCGGAUUUAAAACGCCUACAACUAAGCGCUUCCUGUCGGCUACAUCCCAUCCGCUGAUGUCUCAACAGAAAGCUGUAAAAGUUGCCAAAAAGAGCGAAGGUAUAAAGUAUCUGACUGGGUCGGUCAAAACGGUCACGCACGGACGCUCUCUCAAAUAUCCUACUGAGACUUUGUUUUUGUUGGACGAAGUCAAAACGUCAUAG